Messenger RNA from Gasterosteus aculeatus aculeatus (three-spined stickleback), 3711 nucleotides. RefSeq names its product protein kinase X-linked (gene prkx). Gene Ontology annotation, molecular function: ATP binding; cAMP-dependent protein kinase activity. Gene Ontology annotation, biological process: protein phosphorylation. NCBI's taxonomy places the organism in Eukaryota, Metazoa, Chordata, Actinopteri, Perciformes, Gasterosteidae. The record is from RefSeq and is a predicted model, not a curated record. Gene Ontology annotation, cellular component: cytosol; cAMP-dependent protein kinase complex.
CACAGAUACUGAAUCGCUUCCUGGUUGAUGUGGACACAGAAGAACUACUGGGUGAGGUCUGUUGUGGCAGUUGGGUAGCGUUUCAUCACCAAGGAAAGCAGUGAACUUGAACCUGCAAAGCCCCGGGUUCCGUCAACUUAAUUCGGUGUUAAACUCUGUUAUUCGGGAGCUUCCCGUCCGUCGCCCCGGUGCUGCGGUGAAUCUUCGUGUAGCUCCCUGCGGCUUGUUAGCCGCUGUUCGUCGCUGAGACUGCACGCCCGGGCAAGUGAACCUGUCACCAGCCUCUUUUGUCUCACCCAUAUCGCUGGCUUCUCCCCCUUUUGCCCGUUAAUCAACCCCUUUUCCUACGUAUUCUGCUCACGUCUCCGUUGUGGACAUCGUCCCGGUCCGACGCCGAGCAGCCCCGCCACCGCUAGACAAAGAAGAUGCACUGACCGGAUGCAGCAAUGUGUGAUAUGACCUCCGCGCGCGCCCCGCUGGAAAGUUCGGAACCCAAUUAACGUCAGCUCGUCCCCGACAGUGAGACAUGGCGGCCUCCAAAGCUAAAGUCGGAGUCAACAGUGAGACCAACUCUCUGAAAGAAAGCAAAGGCAACGCCAGCUGUUCGGCCGGAGAAGCGGCACCGACCAACCGGAUGUACGGCCUGGAUGACCUGGAGACCAUCGCCACGGUCGGCACAGGGACCUUUGGCCGAGUGUUCCUGGUGAAGGACAAGAAGAGCAGGGCUUUCUACGCCCUGAAGCAGAUGAAGAUCCCAGACGUGAUCCGGCUGAAGCAGGAGCAGCACGUCCACAACGAGAAGGAGGUGCUGUCUGAGGUCAACCACCCCUUCCUCAUCCGACUGUUCUGGACCCACCACGACGAGCGCUUCCUCUACAUGCUGAUGGACUACGUGGCGGGCGGCGAGCUGUUUAGCUUCCUGCGCAGCCGUGGGCGCUUCAGCAACGCCACGGGCCUCUUCUACACCUCGGAGAUCGUGUGCGCCAUCGAGUACCUGCACUCCAGGGAAGUGGUGUACCGGGACCUCAAGCCCGAAAACAUCCUGCUGGACAGCGAAGGACACAUCCGCCUGACCGACUUUGGCUUCGCUAAGAAGCUCUCCGACAGGACCUGGACUCUGUGCGGCACCCCCGAGUACCUGGCUCCAGAGGUCAUCCAGAGCAAAGGUCACGGCCGGGCGGUGGACUGGUGGGCUCUGGGCAUCCUGGUCUUUGAAAUGCUGGCCGGGUACCCCCCAUUCUUUGAUGACAACCCGUUUGGAAUCUAUCAGAAGAUUCUGGCGGGAAAGCUGGAGUUCCCACGUCACCUGGACUUCUACGUCAAAGACCUCAUCAAGAAGUUCCUGGUCAUUGACCGAGCCCGACGGCUGGGCAACAUGAAGAAUGGAGUGGAUGACGUGAAGAAGCACCGGUGGUUCAAGACCAUUGACUGGGACGGUGUUCCUCUGAGGAAACUAAAGCCUCCCAUUGUCCCCAAAGUGUCCCACGAGGGUGACACAUCCAACUUUGACGUUUACCCCGAGGACGACUGGAAGAAAGACCCUCCUGUGCCUGAGAAGGACUUAGAGAUCUUCAAGAACUUCUGAUCAGCCAGCCUGGUUUAUUUAUUGAUGGCAUGUUUCAGGCUUUGAGCCAACAUGGCGUAUAGUAACUGUCCCAGCUGCUAUCAAGGAGAGGAUGCCUGUUUGUCAAGGAAGGCCCCCCCCCCCCCCCAAAAGACAAGCUCCAGAUGAUUGAUGCUGCGACAUGUAUCAUACCACAGAGAUGAUUUGCUUUUUAUAUUUUUUAUUUAUCUAACUAAACCUUUGCUGGUUUCAUUUUUUUUAUCACUGUUAUUUCUCUGAGCCUACUCGUAUGCAAAAAAACAACUAAUGAGUUUCCUUUGAAACCAAAAGACUGUUACUUUCUAGGUUUAAAAAAAACAACAGAAAAAUCAGGUCCUUUUUUACACCAUUAUGUUUUAUGUUAUCUCUUUUGAAAGAUGUUCAUUCAGUCACAUGUAUGUGACUCCAUGCUGGUGCUGUAACUGUCCCGUGGCCAGUAGUCAUCAGUGCAGUCUGACACACAUUAAUCUGCAUGUAGUCAUGAGUCAACCACCAUUUUAGAAGGUGCCUUCCAUCACAGUUUGAUGGGCAUGAUGUUCCGUGGAGGCAGUGCUCUCCUCAGCCUCCGCCAAUGACCAGCGAGCUGCUGAUUGGCCGCCAAGCAUCCUGUAAACUCCUAUCAUGUCGCAGCUUUAUCCACAGCCGGAGCACUUUGUGAUCAGUGUACAGUCCCAGCCGCUCUUUCCCUCACGCUCUGUGCUCUUCUUUCCGUGUCACCUGACCAUCCCGGAUGCUGGAGGCCGACUGACUGUGUGAGUUAAGAGUCCAGAUCCAGCUCUGCUCUGAGGCCCCUUUGGUGAAUUUGGAAAUGUGCAAAUGUGGUACCUGUUACCCGGAGAAGCUGCAUGUCAAUGGCUCAACAAAGCACAGUUGAGGACAUUAUCUGAUGGAUGGCAGACAGCCCAUCACUCCUCUCCAGUGGGUCAGUUACCUUUAACGAGUCGUCACCUGACUGUAGACACAAGACUAUUUGUGAGACUCUACUAUAUUUACCAGCCCCUUGACAUCCUCAUAACACCAUUUCCUCAAUUAAACAUGCAGUUGGUGAGUUAGGCUGGUAGCAUUGACAUGAAUACGGCUUGAAUCUAUUAUAGAUUUCAAAUAAAACUGUGAUGUGGGCAUUUGAGUGACCUGAAUCUGACAAUAUCUUUGAAAUGUAUCGACGGACAUUUCUUGUUAUAUAUUGGAAGCCUACACUUUUACUGAUAUAUCUGCUAAUAUUAACCCAUAAUAUCAACGUGGAGGAUGUUUCAGUCCAGGAUAUCCAAUUUUGGCUGCUUCAUAUUGAACCCAUUGUCCCUGUUUUUAAAAACGCAUACAGUCCAUCACAUGCUGAUGGUUAAACCUUAAUGAGCAAACUUCAGAAGUAUUAAAGGCAUCAGAAAGCACUCUGUAGCUUAUACCAAGCUUUUGUAAUGUACAGAAAAGAAACCUCACUGAUGUUCACAAUGCCUGUAACAAGGGAGACUAAAAGCACCCGCUGGACACCGGCGACCCAGAGGCAGGGAUCCGCUGUGUGGUCGUGUUUAAGCAGACCAUCAGUCAACAGAGACAACGUGCACGGCUAGCUUUGUUCAGCUAGUUUGCGGAGCUUCCUAAUUCCUAAACAAUAGUUUGAGAUUGUUGAUUUCUUACCUUGGAAAUUGGCAGUAAGAAAUGUAAUAAUGAAAAAGCAUACAGAUAUAAAGCUCCAGGGCAUGUCAUGUUCAGCUAGCAUCGUAGCUCGGCUGACGAUAGCAUUUAGCAGGAGCGUUGAAGGAUGUGGCCGAUCAGACGUGGACUAAAAGCGGUUAUUCCCACUGAGCGUCGUAUUCGUGUCCCCCCUAUGUAUCGUGCUCAUCCCUAUAGAGCCUCAUUGUACAAAGCAUGUGUCCUUAACCUCCAAACUCAGCCACUUAUGUCUUACCUUGCAAUAUCUUCAUAUUUCUCAGCCUUUGUCGUGUUUGCGCCAUCAUGCAUUGUUUUCUAACCUAUAACAACGCAUAGAUAUAUAGUAACUCCUUUUGUACCUUUCUUUAUGGAACUUAAAGCAACGGCACAUGUUUGUAUUAAGACUUGUUGGGUCAUGGAGAUGUUUGAAAGUCAUAAGAAAAACACUUUUCUCCUUC